Chaetomium globosum CBS 148.51 is the source of this 1692-nucleotide messenger RNA. RefSeq lists its product as uncharacterized. Lineage: Eukaryota; Fungi; Ascomycota; Sordariomycetes; Sordariales; Chaetomiaceae. Gene Ontology annotation, biological process: regulation of cyclin-dependent protein serine/threonine kinase activity. Gene Ontology annotation, cellular component: nucleus; cyclin-dependent protein kinase holoenzyme complex. Bases 1 to 1692 code for a protein of 563 amino acids. The transcript has a single exon. The record is from RefSeq and is a predicted model, not a curated record. Gene Ontology annotation, molecular function: protein kinase binding; cyclin-dependent protein serine/threonine kinase regulator activity.
AUGACACAACACAGCAUGAACAUCCCGGAGCGGAUCAGCCCGAGCGGUGGUAGUAUUUCGGACUUCAUGGCUGAGUUGGCGGCGCUGUUCUGGUUUGAGUCGACAAAACUGCUGGAGAAGGUGGAAGGGCUGGACAAGCUGGCUGCAGGAGCGUCGGUCCCACCGCUGGCUCCGACGGCGGCCGCGAGCCAGCAUUUCAAGAAGUGGGUUUCGACAGUCCUGGCGACCACCCAGGUCACACAAAACGUCGUGAUCCUCGCCCUGCUUUACAUCCACCGGCUGAAGAAGGCGAAUCCCACGGUCAGGGGCCGCCCGGGAAGCGAGUACCGACUGUUGACGGUAGCUCUGAUGCUCGGCAACAAGUUCUUGGACGACAACACCUACACGAACAAGACCUGGGCCGACGUAUCCAACAUCUCGGUCAACGAAAUCCACGUCAUGGAGGUCGAGUUCUUGAGUAACAUGCGGUACAGCCUCCUGGUCUCGGCCGAGGAAUGGGAGCAGUGGCUCGACAAACUGACCCAGUUUUGGUCGUACCUGGAGCGAGCGCAGCAGACCGUGUCUCCCACACCGUCUCCGCUCCUGAUCCCAUCGCCAUCACACCGGAACUUUGUCUCCCCCCUACACUCACCAACUGCGACGUUGGCCCCCGGCUUGGCAUCGACGACGCAUUCCUUCACCUUGCAGUCGCCCAAUCUGGCUCCCAUGACGAACGGCAACCAGAAUUGGGUAGCCUCGUAUGGUAGCGGCAACGCAAUCUCACCAUUGGAGUUGAAACCCCAACCGUACUUGCACCGGAAGCGGAGUUUCCCUGAAGACGACUCGGUCGAGCCCCCGGCCAAGCGCACCAGUCGGGCCCCAGUCGGACAGGGGCAGCUCCCGUCGCAGGCGCCAGCGCAGUACUCUUCAACAGCUUCUCAGGCACAAUUCAGCCGUCACACUGUGGGAAAUGUGGCUCCUACGCAGCCACGGCCAGUGUCCGGCCUGCCCCAGGAUCACGGCCGGCAGCAUCUGCCUAGCUUGACGCUGAACACGGCCCAGGCCACCGAUAUGCCAGUCACGCAGGCCCAAGCAUACGCCACUUCGGCGUAUGCACCGCAGCAGGCUCAGCUCUCACUGCCGCCUCUUGCAUCUGGCGUCCGAGCCAUGUCGAUGGUCUUCCCGACCACCACAUAUGCUCCGCCACCAUCCCUGCCUGCCACGUGCGGGGCGAUGACGCCUACCGCGAGCUUCCCGCCUCUCAAUUACGGAACCCCGACAAAGCGACUGUCUCCUCAGAACACGCUAGUGGGCUACCCGACCUCGUCUCCGCUCGUCGUGGGCAAUGGUGGCGCCAGUGGACUGCACACCCCGAUCUCACACUCACCCUCCAUCUACCUCCAGCAGCGCAACAGCCCGUACAAGCCUGUACGACAUGUCAAUACGCUGCUCUACCCGCCGCCGUCGGCGUUCCUACAGCAAUACCACCUGCCGAACCCGGUGUUGCCCAACCAGAUGCACUACCAGCCGCUCGGGAAGCGCAACGAGUAUCGCACCGGUAUCGUCCCCGAGUUUCUAGAUGGCGCUCACCGACUUGCCGGCUACGCCGUCCCACAGAUGCUGCCGAACCCGCACCCGCACGCCCACCAAUCCCGGGGCCAGUAUUUGCCCUUCACUCCACGGGCUGGGGCUCCGUACCCGGGUCAGUACUAG